AUGGCCACAUCCAUGCCACCUCCUCCUACUCCUCUCUCUCAUCGUCGGUCCAAUCGCCUGGUUGCCAAACCUCAGCUACCUUCUUUGGACAACAAGCCAGCAUGUCUUCUUAAGAUGUCCCCUCCAAAGGUGCCACCUUCCAUCACUCUCCUGCCGCUCCCUCAGCAGAAGACCCAGCCGGCUCUGCUCGCGACCUGGCUCUCUGAUAAGGAGAACGUCGCCGAGUCUAUCGCCAGCUUCGAACAAACAUUCUCGGGUGCACGUGGCAAGACCACUCGUCGCCACUCCUCAAAAGAGUCCGGAAGACAACAUCGUGCAUCAGUCUGCUCCGACGAGGGCCUCGGUACCUCAAUUGCGUCGAGCGAUAAGAGUCUGUCAAGAAAGUUUGAAAGAGCAUUGGAUUUGUUGGACCGUGAUAGCGCUUUGGGAGCAUCAAUCAGUGACAGAAGUUCAGUCGGUGUUGCUAGGACAGCAGAAGAGGUCAAAGACACUAACUCGUCAGCCACUCGACAGAACCGACGUCAAGCUCCCGCUGUGACUCAGAUCCAGACUACAACUAGCCGACAGAUCGGCCCCCUUUCGACGUUCGCUCGCAGGAAGAUCAACAAGCAUAUAAUCGCUCCUAUCCUCGCAGAGGAACGAUUUGAAGACUUCCAUCCUCUUGUCACCUCACUUGGAGCGCGCCGCAAUACCAAGAUCAGAUGCUUGCGUGACGUUGAACAGUCUCUCAUCUUUCAGCCAUUGACCUUCCACAUCACACCCCAGCAAUACCGCGCAUUCGGUCAAUUUGCUGUUCAGGUCGUUCUCGACACUCAUCAUCAGCUUCCCGAGUCUGAGCAGCGUCGAGCCUCAGAUACUCCUUACACUAACGGCUAUUUCCUUGAUCUUGUCGAUCAGGUGAACAGACUUGCUGCACAAGUCGGCCGGUCUCGAUCAGAAGCUAAGGACGGUGAAGAAGAAGAACUCGAAUCACCCUACGACGAGGUGACUCUCGAGGGUGGUCUUGACUCUACGGGCAACAUCGCCGAGCUUGUUGGCUGGAAGAACGGUGAAGCUACCUCGCUACGAACAGGUAUGCCUUACGAACCGCUGCCUGGCAUCAAGCGUGGGGCGAGCAGCCUCCAUGAUGAGGACGUUGCUCGCUCCAUGGCUCGACGCAAGAAGGGCUACAUCCCGGAGAUCAUCCACAUGCCAUGCCGCGAGGAAGGCUGUGACAAGACCUUCACCCGCAAGUGCGACCUGGCGAAGCACGAGAAGACUCACUCUCGUCCAUUCAAGUGCCCACACGAGAACUGCAAGUACCACAACCUGGGCUUGCCGACUGAGAAGGAGCGUGAUCGUCACAUCAAUGACAAGCACGACCCCAACCCACACUAUUACCAGUGCGAGUAUUGCGAAUUCAAGACAAAGCGCGAAAGCAACUGCAAGCAACACAUGGAGAAGAAGCACAACUUCGUGUAUGAGCGAGCGAAGGGCAAAGAUAAGGCGGCUGUCAAGAUGACACCAGCUGAAAGUCCAUCGGGCUCCAAUUUUGAUUUCAAUACGUCGUCGAUGCAAAGCCCGGCAUUCUCCCAUACUUCAUACAUGACCGGCGUUAUGGAUGACAUGAACUCCCCGCUGUCCAGCUUCGACAACUACGGACAGGGCAUGGACUUCAACUCAGGGUUGUUCCCUCGUCGUGCUUCUUACCAGAUGUCAUACAUGAACUCUGGCAACCAAUAUCUUGGCCAGGACUACAUCUCUCCGGUCAACAGCCGUCCCAACAUGACACCAGACACACCGGCAUACAGCAACAUCACUGGCCAGUCACCAUGGUCUGCCACCAGUGAUGCUGUCAUGGACAUGAGCACCUCCUACGUCAACAACUUUGACGCUUUCCCGACUCCAGAUUCCAUGGCACACAAUGUGUCCCGCAAUGCGUCUGUCGUCAAUCCUUCUCCCAUGUUCGGUGCCGAGUCUACCAACAUGUACGACGGCAUGGCCUUCGAUGGUAUGAGUGGCAGUGAGCCAGACGUCACCACCAACGACUUCACGCUCUUUGGUGGCAACGACUCGACCAUGAACCCGGCCUUCAGCAAUCCUCUGGGCGCUGAUGCCGUGCUCUUCCCGCCAAUGUCUCCGCUCACGCCUGAUGACUUUGCUAAGCUCGACAACAUGCCCAUCCUCGAUGAGUAUGAUGACAAUGAGCUUUUCACCACCAACUAA
Cyphellophora attinorum is the source of this 2205-nucleotide messenger RNA. Its product is annotated as Zinc finger transcription factor ace1. The coding region runs from base 1 to 2205 and encodes 734 amino acids. The record is from RefSeq and is a predicted model, not a curated record. Lineage: Eukaryota; Fungi; Ascomycota; Eurotiomycetes; Chaetothyriales; Cyphellophoraceae. Gene Ontology annotation, cellular component: nucleus. Gene Ontology annotation, biological process: regulation of transcription by RNA polymerase II. The transcript has 5 exons.